AUGUCGAACCUCAAGGCAAUGCUCAAGUCCAUCAACGAUGCCAUUCGGCAGCAAGACUUUGACGAAGCCAUAGUCAAGGCCCAGGAGCUUCUACGCAAGGAGCCAAAGAGCUACCAAGGGCACAUCUUCCUGGCCUUUGCGCUGGACCAAAAGAACAAGCCGGAAGAGGCAGAAAAGGCUUACCUAGCAGCCACGUCGCUUCGGCCCCAGGAUGCGCCAGCGUUCCAGGGACUCAUCAAGCUGCACGAGAGGCAAGGCACUAACAAGCUGGCCAAUUACCAGCGCGCCGUGGUCAGCCUGGCCCGCAUCUUUCACGAUGCAGACGACAUGUACAAAUGCCAAGACGUCGUGGACAAGUUUGUCGACUUUGCCAGGGUGCAUGGUGACCAGCUGCAGUACGCGGAUGCCCUAUGGAUUCAGCUCCCAGAGAGCCCUCUGUACCCCAUCUUGGAGGGCCGAUUUCCCAAGCCGGCGAGGACCUACGAAACCAUCGCGCACAUCCUCCAAGAGUUUGAGAAGAAGCGCAUAAACACUCUCAUCGGCGAGCGACGCACUCGACUUGGUGCCAAACUCAGCGACGUCACCGUAGAGGUCAAGCGCGAAGUCUAUGGCCAGAGCAAACUCGAGUACAUCUAUCGCCGUCUCAUUGACUGGACCAGCGACGAUGACCUGAGGCGGCUCUACGAAGAGAAGCUGCUUCAGUACUGCUACGACCGCCUUCUCGUCGCGCCACCGGCAGCCAAGCCAGAGCAGCAGGCUGCCGUGUUCGGCCUGGCCAAGGAUAUGGUCAUCAUCAAACACCCUUUCAAACUUGCCUGGGACAUUGCUGUCAACUGGCAAGACAACAAGGAAAUUGUGGACUGGGACGCCGACUUGCUGCGGAGUUACUGCUCCUUCUUUCCAGAUAGUGAUCUAUACAAGGUCAUCACGGCAUAUUUGACCGCCACCUUUUCGCCCUUUCCUGCUGCGAAAAAGGUCGAGUCUCAGGAGGCCACGGCGGUGGCGUCAGACGACAGCGAGGACGAUGACGAAGACGGUGGCGCCCCUACAUCUUUCGUGCCGCUGACCGACGAGGACCGCCUGAUCAUGAUCACCGAGGGCAUGAGCACCAUGGAAUCAACUCUGGCGUACCGGCUCGUCGGCCAUUACUUUCUGCAGCUGGGCGAGUACGAGAGCACUGUCGAGUUCAUGCGCAAGGCGCAGCAGUUCGUGACGAGGGAGCGCGCAAGGAUCGGGUUGCAAUUUCAGAACACGCAAGAUGCCUAUUCGGUGUGUCUUGCCACGGCCCUGGUCUACUACCAGUCUCCACGGCACCACCAAGAGGCAAAAGCCAUGUUUGAUGGCGUUCUCGAGCGUGAUGAGACUUGCACCUCGGCACUGAUUGGUGUCGGGUUGAUCUUUGAGGAGGAGCAAGAAUUCGACCAGGCCAUCGAUUUCCUCGGCCGGGCCCUCGAGAGGGACACCUCCAACCUCCGCAUCAAGUCGGAGGCGGCUUGGGUCAAGGCCCUGAAGGGGGACUGGCCGAUGGCCAGGGAUGAACUCUUGACCUGUAUCAAACCGCUCGAGCAGCAAGACGCCGUCGACAAGGACCUGCUCGCAGACACCCAGUACCGCGUCGGAUGCUGCGUCUGGAACCUGGACACGAGCCGGCAAGCGAGAAAGCAACGCAAGGGCGAGAGUGCAUAUGCAUACUGGCUGGCUGCGCUCAACAACAACCUGAACCACGCCCCGACGUAUACCAGCCUCGGUAUCUUCUACAGCGACUACGCCAAAGACCGGAAGAGGGCACGCCGCUGUUUCCAGAAGGCGCUAGAGCUCUCCUCUGCGGAAGUUGUCGCCGCCGAACGGCUGGCUCGGUCUUUUGCCGAGGACGCGGACUGGGAUCGUGUCGAGCUGGUGGCGCGGCGGGUGGUCGACUCUGGCAAAGUGAAGCCCCCGCCAGGGUCCAAAAGAAAGGGAAUCAGCUGGCCGUUCUCCGCACUGGGUGUUGCUGAAUUAAACAAGCAGGAGUUUCACAAGGCCAUCGUCUCUUUCCAGUCGGCCUUGAGACUCUCGCCCAACGACUAUCACUCGUGGGUUGGGUUGGGGGAGAGCUACCAUAGCUCUGGACGAUAUAUCGCUGCGACCAAGGCCAUCCUACAAGCGCAGAGUCUGGAGCCAGGCGCCCAAGGAGAUGUCUUGGAGGACUCGUGGUUCACCAAGUACAUGCUUGCCAACAUUCGACGCGAGCUGUGCGAGUUUGACGAGUCCAUCGCCCUGUACCAGUCGGUCUUGGAAACGCAUGCAGGGGAGGAGGGCGUUGUCAUUGCGCUCAUGCAAACAAUGGUGGAAAGCGGUCUUGCGAGCGUGGAAAAGGGUCUGUUUGGAAAGGCCGUACAGCUAGCCAUCGACACGGUUGAUUUUGCCGCCACCACGAGCGGACACGUUCGGGAGACGUUCAACUUUUGGAAGAGCAUCGCCGACGCGUGCUCCAUCUUUUCAUCAGUCCAAAGCCGCUUGGCCGACUUUCCCACCCAGGCCAUCAAAGAAUUGUUGCACAGCAGCGACCAGCAGGCAUUCGACCUGCUCACGAGUGUCGACAAGGUCGGCACCGACGUCGUCUACGCAAAGGGCAUAUACGCCAACGAUGAGCAGACGGGGGUGGACCUCACGAGAUGCGUGCAUGCGACAAUUCUGUGCCAUAAGCAGGCGAUAUAUGUUUCGUCCGGCGACGUGCAUGCACGAGCCGUGGCUCACUACAACCUGGGAUGGGCUGAGUUCCGGGCUCACGCCUGUCUCCCCUCACAUCUGCGCAAAAAGUCGAGCAGCUAUCUCAAGGCAUCGGUGCGGGCCUUCAAGCGAUCCAUUGAGCUGGAGAGCGGCAAUUCGGAAUUCUGGAACGCGUUGGGCGUGGUGACGAGCGAGAUCAACCCGCCCGUAUCGCAACACGCGUUCGCCAGAAGCCUGCACCUGAACGAGCGCAGCCCCGUGGGGUGGACCAACCUGGGAACUCUGGCGCUGCUGUCGGGGGACAUGAAGCUCGCCAACGAAGCGUACACGCGAGCGCAGUCGGCAGAUCCAGACUACGCACACGCAUGGCUGGGGCAAGCGUUUGUCGCGCUGCUGCUCGGCGAUGCCAAGGAGGCCCGAGGGCUCUUCAUGCACGCCAUGGACAUUGCAGAUUCCUCGUCGUUGCUAAGCCGUCAGCAUUAUUCCGCAUCCGUGUUCGACCACACCUUGAGCGCUCCGCCGGGUAUGAUCGCAGCGUCACUUAUCCAGCCGCUCUUCGCGCUGGGCCAGGUGCGAAGUCUGCGACCCCAGGAUCUCGCCUUUGUCCACCUAUCGACACUAUUCCAGGAACGGACCGGUGACAGGUCGCGAGCUUUGCAGAGUCUGGAAAAUAUAUGUAGCGUCAUCGAGGCCGAGUACGAGACGACGGAGUCGGCAGAUAGCCUCUCGAGGUUCACGCUAGCCAAAACGGACCUGGCCAGGGCGUAUCUGGCUACGGGCUCGUACCAGCAAGCCGUGGAGUGUGGCGAGAUGGCCCUGGGGCUUAGCGGCGAUGAGACGGAGGGCGAGUUGACGAGUGAGCAGAGGAAGAAGGCCAGGCUCUCGGCGCACCUGACUGUGGGCCUGGGUCAAUUCCACCUUGACGAGUUUGCAGAGGCAGAGAAGCGGUUUGAAGCGGCGCUCGAGGAAUCGGGCGACAACCCAGACGCAGCCUGCCUCUUGGCGCAGGUCUUGUGGGCGCAAGGAUCAGAGGCGGCGCGAGAGAGAGCACGGGCGACUCUAUACGGAGUCAUCGAAAAGCAGCCGGAACAUGUGCAGAGCGUGCUGCUACUGGGCGUCGUGGCGCUUCUGGACCAGGACGGGAGCAGCCUGGAGGCGGUGGUGGAGGAGCUGCACGGGCUGCGGGCGAGCGACAAGGUGACGGUGACGGAGCAGUGGCAGAUAGGCGCAGUGCUCCGAGCCAUUGCCGGCAUGGGCGAGGGGCACACGAAGCAGGACGUGUUGACGCAGGUGCAGGAGGACAUUAUGCUCCAUCCCCAUCUGCCCCACGGUUGGAGUUCGCUGGCCGAGGCGACGGGCGACGGCCACGCGGCGCAGAUGGCGCUCAAGGUGGCCGCCCGCGGGCUGCCGCCAAGGGGAUCCCUGGAGGCACAGCACAUUGCGCACGCGCACGCCGGGACGGGCAUGGUGGCCGAUGCACAAAAGGCGGCGCUCCUCGCGCCCUGGGAGAAGGCGGGAUGGGAGGCGCUCCGGGUCGCAACGGAAGCUGUCUAG
Hirsutella rhossiliensis is the source of this 4263-nucleotide messenger RNA. RefSeq names its product tetratricopeptide repeat domain-containing protein. Bases 1 to 4263 code for a protein of 1420 amino acids. Lineage: Eukaryota; Fungi; Ascomycota; Sordariomycetes; Hypocreales; Ophiocordycipitaceae. The record is from RefSeq and is a predicted model, not a curated record. The transcript has 2 exons. Gene Ontology annotation, molecular function: protein binding. Gene Ontology annotation, cellular component: Ski complex.